Messenger RNA from Penicillium malachiteum, 600 nucleotides. RefSeq lists its product as uncharacterized. NCBI's taxonomy places the organism in Eukaryota, Fungi, Ascomycota, Eurotiomycetes, Eurotiales, Aspergillaceae. The transcript is spliced from 2 exons. Bases 1 to 600 code for a protein of 199 amino acids. The record is from RefSeq and is a predicted model, not a curated record.
AUGCAACUCCUAGUCCCUGCCAAGCCCCAAGCUCCACGCUUCAACCAAGCUAACAUCCUCAAUCAGAAUUACUUCACCAAGCGCCAGUACCCUGAGGACUCAAUCUCUCAUAACAAAAUGCCAACCAUAUUUCCAACAUGGCCUCAUGUCCUCUUCGGCAUUCUAGAGCCGAUCUCCUUGUACGAUUCCCCGGUAAUGGGCAGUCUAGCUCCUGUCUUUGAUCUCGACGGAUUCAUUAAUGGUCAAACCCCUCACCUUGCCGGUCCAUCAAUCCAACACCCAAGCAGUGUAGCACUAGCCUACCAACUCGGCAACCUCUACCACCUCCUCUUCCUCGUCGGCGUCGCCGUCCUACACACAAGUACAGAACCCGAGGUCCUCCGCAACUACUUGAUUGCCCUCACCAUUGCAGAUGUCGGACACGUAUACGCUACAUACGUCGCUAUGGGAUUGGACGCAUUCCUAGAUGUGGGAAGUUGGAACGCGCUGACAUGGGGGAAUAUCGGCGCGACGGGGUUCCUAUUCGUGAAUCGGAUUCUUUAUUUCCUUGGAUUAUUUGGUCAGGCGCGAGCGCCCAAGGUAACACACAAAAACGAAUGA